Tuber aestivum (summer truffle) is the source of this 3433-nucleotide messenger RNA. Lineage: Eukaryota; Fungi; Ascomycota; Pezizomycetes; Pezizales; Tuberaceae. The record is from the annotation of a GenBank genome assembly.
AGUGUCCCCGUUACUCUUCGAGCUCUUACCAAAAUUGGCCUCGCCUUCCUCCUUCAGGUAUCGCUUUGAGUAUCGCUAGCCUGGUUUGAACUUUGUCCUUCCAGAUAUUCCUUCCCUACCAAGAAGGUAUUUGCAAAUACCGUAUUCGCAUUCCAUUCUCUCCUCCACAAAAGUCCAGUAUAUCACACUGCUGCCCGUCCCCCCCGCCCCCAAUCCCUCAAUUGCCAUCCUUCUCUACAGCUUUGCUUGAAAGUUUGGGCUCCGGCAAAUAGUCCUGGUUCGCCCGGCCGCGGUCGAACUUCCUCUUCCUGACUUUUCCGUUCCCUGUACCCUUGUAUUCCCGCCUCUCCCCGGAUUCCGGUGCUGUACACUUUAAAAGGUUUGCCCGGUCAACAUCCCCAAAGGUCUUCCUGCUUCUGCCUCCCCACUCCCCGAGGGCACCGGUUUUCUACAGUAAGUUAUUCGAGGUAUACCGUCGUUCAAUUGCCUUACAGGUUGCAGGGCACCUGUUUUGGCAUUUCUUCGUGUGGGGCCUUAUUUAGUGCUAGAAACCUCCCACAAACUUUCAUCUCGUCCGCACCAAGUCUGUCAACCACCUUCGCAGAGCCGCACCCAAAGCUAGGUCCCAAAUCUGUCCUCUCUCAGCUGGCCGCGGAGCCACCUCAAUUUCCAAAUUGCAGAAGCCGUUUCCCUCCUCCUUAACUUCACUGGGCUUUCCUGUUUAAAGGUGCUACCCUUUUUACCGUCUCAUGGUCUUUCACUGACGCAAUUGAUAGUUUCAACAAUGUGCGGAAUUAUUGCUGUCAUUCUUGCGGAUCCUAGUGGUUCUGCCGUAACUGAUAUUCAUAACGGACUCCCGGUUUUACAACAUAGAGGACAAGAUGCUUGCGGAAUAGCUACAUGUGGUCAGGGCGGAAGAAUUUAUACCCGCAAGGGUAACGGCCUUUGCUCGGAGGUCUUUAGAACACCUGAGCAGCUUAUGGAUUUGCCAGGAAGUAUGGGACUUGGUCAUUGUAGGUUUCUCCAUAUCCAGUCAUUCGCAGAUAAGUUUUCCCUUCACAGUUAUCUCCCUACCCCCACGUCUUGCUUUUUCUUUCACAUCUGGGUAGAGACGCCAUUCGCUACAAUCGAUCGGCCGUGCGUAAAUCAGUUCUAAUGACUCAAUAGUACGUUAUCCCACUGCCGGGUCCUCUGCAAACGCAGAGGCGCAACCUUUUUACGUGAAUUCGCCAUAUGGAAUUUGUUUCGCCCAUGUAAGUAGAUUACUUAUCCCAGCUAUUACUCAUUCUUGAAGGGGAGGUAGCAGCUAACAUCCCUGACAGAAUGGCAACAUUAUUAAUUCACCGGAACUGCGCAAUCAUCUCGAUCACGAAGCGCACAGACAUAUAAACACAGACUCAGACAGUGAAUUGUUGUUGAACAUUUUCGCAAGCACUCUUCAAGAGACGGGAAAAUUCCGUGUUAAUGAGGAAGAUCUCUUUACCGCUUUGAAAGGAAUCUAUCGAAGAUGCCAAGGCGGUUACGCAUGUGUUGCCAUGCUUGCUGGUGAGAAUGAUAAAAGCUUUCAAAGUAUUCCCGUAUAGCUAACAAGUCUCGCAGGAUUUGGUAUUAUAGGGUUCCGAGAUUCUUACGGCAUCAGACCACUUGUUUUGGGAGAGAGGGAAGGUGCCAAUGGUGGCAUGGACUAUAUGUUCUCCAGUGAAAGUGUAGCCCUUGACCAACUGGACUUUACAAAUCAUGUUAACAUCGCUCCUGGUGAGGCCACCAACUUCAGAGAUAUAUAGGCCAGCACUAACAUAGUCGCUUUUCUAGGCGAGGCUGUCAUCAUUAAAAAAGGAUGCAAGCCCCUUUUUAGACAGGUCAACCCGAUCCUAAAUCAUGCACCUGACAUAUUCGAGUAUGUGUACUUUGCUCGUCCAGACUCCAUAAUCGACGGAAUGUCAGUUUACCGCUCCCGGCAAAACAUGGGAUUGCUUCUGGCAAAUACUGUCCUGAAAAGCCUCGGCGAGGAUGUCGUCAAGACAAUUGAUUUAGUCAUCCCUAUUCCUACGACCUCGGAGGUAUCCGCACUUAGCCUUGCACAAAAGCUUCAGAUUCCCUUCUGUCAAGCAUUUGUUAAGAAUCGUUAUGUUGGAAGAACCUUCAUUAUGCCGGGACAAAAGGAGAGGCAAAAAUCGGUCCGCAGAAAGCUAAAUGCCAUGAAAGAGGAGUUCAAGGACAAAAAUGUACUCCUUGUUGACGACAGCAUUGUUCGAGGCACUACUAGUCGGGAGAUUGUCAAUAUGGCGAGGGAUGCUCAGGCGAAGAAAGUUUUUUUCGCCAGUUGUGCGCCCCCCAUUCGGUAAGCAUCACGCUACAUUUAUAUACAGGUUAUGGCGAUGCAAUUCCAUGGCUGACGGUCUCGUAGAAAUGCCCACAUUUAUGGUAUUGACCUUGCAGACACCAAAGAACUGGUUGCUUUCAACCGCACCGAGCAAGAGAUUGCUAGGCAUAUCGGCGCCGAUGCUGUCAUUUACCAAACUCUUCCCGACCUCAUCAAGUCUUGUGCUUCCUUGUCUGCGGCUAUAAAGAACUUCGAGGUUGGAGUCUUUAGUGGUGAAUAUGUCACACCCGUUGACCCUAACUAUUUCAAGAGACUUGAGGGUAUUCGCGGGGAGAGUUCUCGGCUCAAGAGGAAAGCUGCCGCUAUCAAAGCAGUAGCCUCCGGUAUUGCAAACAAGGAGAAUGUUGCUGAUGUCCUCAACGGGGUUACCCUUGUUAAUGGAGAUGGUGAGCAAGUGAGGGACAGGAUGGAUGUCUCCAUUCACAACUUUGGCGAUUAUGUGGACGUUAGCAGAGAGACGGAAAUGAGUUUGGCUGUUUGAAUUUUGACCUCCGUACUUACAUUACUAACCCUAAGGCUUUCUAGGUCCCUAACAUUAUUUUCCAAAAUUUUCUUUUUGCUGUUAUUACUCUUUUUCCAUCGAAUCUAGGCCUGGAGGGAACAUUGCUAUUUGGGGUUUUUUUCCUAUUCUCACUUUUCCCUUCUAGCCCUCGUAUUCUUUUAACUAGUCUUACCAUUUCCCCCCCCUUCCUUGGGGUUUCUACUGUAGGUUAGAGUUAGAUUCUAGGUUUUGAGCUACGGUAGGGCGGAGAUUGAUGCAGUAGCAUCACGGAAACAGCAAGCUUGGGUGGAUGUGGAUCUUUCGCUACUCGUACACAGGCCUCUGCAGCCUGGGUCAGAUUGUGCUGUACAGUACAUGUACGAUAAAUAAAUAAAAAAGAAAGAAAAUUGCAGUUGGGCGCUUUUGCUGUUUCAUUUCUCAUGACUCUCAGGUUGUUUUGUCGUACAGUAAAAUCUCGCGCAUAAGCAACACGACCAGGCUGAUUUACUGUAAUAUAGCCCUGGACCGUAAUUGCACGAGAGGUGCUCUUUGAGACAAUUUUAUUGAUC